Larimichthys crocea (large yellow croaker) is the source of this 2760-nucleotide messenger RNA. RefSeq names its product long-chain-fatty-acid--CoA ligase ACSBG2. The coding region runs from base 194 to 2230 and encodes 678 amino acids. The transcript has 12 exons. The record is from RefSeq and is a predicted model, not a curated record. Gene Ontology annotation, cellular component: membrane; endoplasmic reticulum. Gene Ontology annotation, molecular function: long-chain fatty acid-CoA ligase activity. NCBI's taxonomy places the organism in Eukaryota, Metazoa, Chordata, Actinopteri, Sciaenidae.
AUAACAUCUUCCUGUUGUCUCAGGUAACAGUAAAGCCGUCCCCUUUCCACUGCAAAACCUGCAAAUCAUGUUGCUCUGAAACAGCAGAUGUAAUCCAGAGAUGUCUGCAGUUGUCUCAUGCACUCGACUCUUCAACUAAAGGACACGCUUGUUUGGUUUUGGCUUGGUGUUGUAGUCAUCGGAUUUGUUACUAAUGGCAGGAAAAUACAGCUGCCCUUGUUGUCCCAAUGCAGAAGAGCCCAAGGCAGUUCCCCUGUCGUCGGCGACUCUGGGAGCAACCCUAGCCCCAGCUGAACAGCUAUGGAGCACCACUAGAGACAACGCUGUGAAGCUGAGAAUGGAGGGCUCAGGCCCGGCUUCAAACACACCAAUCACCAUCCAUCAGAUGUUCCUGGAGACGGUGGAAAAGUACCCAGAGUAUCCAGCUUUGGCUUCCAAACAAGAGGGUCGGUGGGUGUUUGUGACAUGGAGGCAAUACUAUGAGCAGUGCCGGGCAGCAGCUAAAAGUUUCCUUAAGUUGGGGCUGGAGCGUUACCAUGGUGUGGGAAUUCUGGGAUUCAACUCCCCUGAGUGGUUCAUCUCAGACAUCGGCUGCAUCCUCGCUGGGGGUCUGGCAACUGGAAUUUACACUACCAACUCACCAGAAGCUUGUCAGUAUGUGGCUGCCAACUGUGAGGCCAAUAUCCUGGUUGUGGAGAACCAGAAACAGCUUGAGAAAAUCUUGCAGGUUAAAGAUCAGCUACCUCAUCUGAAAGCCAUUGUGCAGUAUAAAGGCGAGCUGCAGCAGAAAGCACCAUUCCUGUAUACAUGGGCAGAGUUCAUGAAGCUGGGAGAGGAUGUGCCUGAAGAGCAGCUGAAUGCCAUGAUUAACAGCCUUCGAGCCAACGAGUGCUGUACGCUCAUCUAUACGUCUGGAACCACUGGCAACCCCAAAGGAGUCAUGUUGAGCCACGACAAUCUGACAUGGACAGUCCAAAGCGCACUUUCUAUGGUAAAUCUCAAAGAAGCUCAGGAGGUAGUGGUCAGUUACCUGCCACUCAGCCACGCAGCAGCCCAGAUGUUUGACAUGUGGAUGUGUAUUUGUUAUGCCGUGACUACCUACUUUGCAGAGCCAGAUGCUCUUAAGGGCUCCUUAGGAACUACACUGAAAGAGGCUCGUCCAACUUGUUUCUUGGGGGUUCCUCGUGUGUGGGAGAAGAUGCAGGAGAAGAUGAAAGCUGUUGGUGUCAAGGCAACCCCAAUGAGGAAGAGAGUGGCGGACUGGGCCAAGUCCAUAGGCCUGCAGUAUAAUUACAGUAUGAUGAAUGGGGAGAAUCGGGUGCCAUGGGGCUUCUCAAUGGCUAAUGCUAUGGUCUUUAAGAAGGUGCGUGCUGCGCUGGGCUUAGACCGCUGCAAGAUCUGCUUCACGGGUGCUGCUCCGAUCACCAAAGAAACAUUGGAAUACUUCAUGAGCCUGAACAUCCCUGUGAUGGAGAUAUAUGGCAUGAGUGAAAGCUCAGGCCCACACACCGUCUCCUCUAACGAAGAAUACCGUAUCACAAGCUGUGGAAAGGUGAUGACAGGCUGCCAAACGAAACUGGACAAUCCAGAUGAGGACGGGAAUGGGGAAAUAUGUUUCUGGGGUCGGCACGUCUUUAUGGGCUAUCUGAACAUGCCUGACAAAACAGCAGAGGCUAUUGACCAGAAUGGCUGGCUGCACUCUGGUGAUCUGGGAAAACAUGACCAGACCGGCUUCCUGUACAUCACAGGAAGGAUCAAGGAGCUGAUCAUCACUGCUGGUGGGGAGAACAUCCCUCCUGUGCCCAUCGAGGAUGCACUGAAGGCUGAAGUGCCCAUCAUCAGCAACGCCAUGCUGAUCGGAGACAAGCAGAAGUUCCUCUCCAUGCUGCUCACUCUCAAAUGUGUCGUGGAUGACAACGCUGAGCCAACAGAUGAGCUGACCCCCGAGGCUUUGGACUUUUGUCAGCGGAAUGGCGUCAGAGCAACCAAGGUGUCAGAGAUAAUAGCCAAUAAGGAGCCACCUAUCUACACAGCCAUCCAGGAGGGUUUGGAGCGUGUCAAUGCCAGAGCAACGUCCAACGCCCAGAAGGUCCAGAAGUGGGUCAUACUAGAGCGAGACUUCUCUAUAAGUGGAGGAGAACUGGGACCCACCAUGAAACUGAGGAGGCCCAUUGUUGUGAAGAUGUACCAGGAGAAAAUAAAUGAAAUGUAUGCAGUGGCAAAACUGUAGUGCACAGAGAUGAGAUAAUACUGAAGAGACACGGAUUGUGUAAUAUUUAAAGAAGUAGAGGUUUGUGCUGCUUUGUUUGAAAACAUAAAGUGUCUCUUCGAUCGGUCGAUAUUUAAGCUAUUAAAUGCGCAUACAGUUUCACAGCAGCCUUGCACACUUUGUAAAUAAAACAAAUCAGAGCCAAAAUCUUACCAUUUACUGUAUGGCACAAACAGGUAAAUUGUACAGUAUAACUUUGCACAAGCCACAUGCAAGAUAGAAAACACUGGAAACAUAGUCAUCAUUUAAUUUUUUACAGUUUUUGAAGAACAUUUUGUAAACUAUAAUCCACUGUGACCUCUGUUUUAUAAUGUGAACAAACAAACAAUAUAAGUAGCCUAAAUCUCUCCAAUCACAAGCUUGUGCAAAUUGUAAAGCAUAUAUUUUCAUUUGUGCUUCUCCAUGUACAGUUUGACUAAUAUUGAAAUGUUUAUUUUGAGAUUUGAGAUCGUUUCCACGAUUGUCAAUAAAAAGUGAGUGAUUUGGACAAA